AUGAAAGGCGGCAAUCAAAUGGUUAGUAUUAAGAGAGGAGUGAAAACUCCAACUAUUGAUUGGAAGCCUAUUAAAUCAGGUAAUACAUCCUUAAAGAAGACAGAAAGCGAUUCCAAGUCUCCUUUUGCUAGGAAAAUCUUCUUUGGGCUUAUGGUGGCUAUGCCAAUAGUAUCUUUUGGAUUGGGGUGUUGGCAAGUGAAAAGAUUACAAUGGAAGACUACGUUAAUUGCUAAUGCUGAAAGAGAAUUGGCGUUAGAGCCAUUGGAAAGACUUCCUCCUAAUUUAGAUCCAAAUGCAGUGAAAGACUUUGAGUAUCGUCGUUUCAAGUGUCGCGGUCAUUUUGAUUAUAGUCAAGAAAUGUUCUUGGGUCCUCGGAUGAAGGAUGGAAUGCUCGGAUAUUUGGUUAUUGUUCCAUUUAUUAGAGCUGAUGGGGGGAAACCUAUUCUUGUAGAGAGAGGUUGGAUAAGUAAAGAUAAAGUGGUUCCUUCUACACGUAAGGGUGGAUAUUUGGAGCAUUUGGCUUUACCAGAAGGGGAAAUCGAAAUUGUGGCAUUAUUCCGUAACAUGCCUGCUAAAUCGUCAUUACAAUAUGACCAUGUUAAUGGUGAUAGGCUCUUCCAUGUACCAGAUGUUGAAGCCAUGUCGAAGCAAUCAGGGGCUUUACCAGUGUACUCACAGAUGAUCUAUGAUUUGAGUGAUCACGUUGAAUGGCGUAAGGAUGUUCAAAAGGAAUCGGAUAAAAGUAAACUGUUGAUGGGGUUACUUUUCCAUGGCAAGGAAGGCAAACGCUCAGAAAAUGUUGAGGACGCCUUAUUUGUAGCACAUGAAGCUGCAAAGGAUCAGACAUUAAGAUAUCAAGAAUUCGAGUUCAUUGAACAGGGUGUGCCUAUUGCUGCAACUCCAAAGGUUAAAUUCACAAAUAACCAUUUACAAUACUUGGUUACCUGGUUUGGACUUGCCUUCUGUUCUGCAGGGUUGUUAGCGUACAACAUAAUCAGCAGAAGAAGAUACAAUAGUGCUGAAAAAAUCAUUGCUGCAAAGCGUAAAGAUAUGGGCAAGAAAUGGUAG
Lizanozyma spartinae is the source of this 1068-nucleotide messenger RNA. It is a transcript of the gene SHY1, whose product is annotated as Shy1p. Gene Ontology annotation, cellular component: membrane; mitochondrion. The record is from RefSeq and is a predicted model, not a curated record. Gene Ontology annotation, biological process: mitochondrial respiratory chain complex IV assembly. Lineage: Eukaryota; Fungi; Ascomycota; Pichiomycetes; Serinales; Debaryomycetaceae. The transcript has a single exon. The coding region runs from base 1 to 1068 and encodes 355 amino acids.